CACACACUAACAGCGGGCACUAUCAAGACAUAAGACGAUUUUGUUCUGACGUUUUGUUCAAAUUUCUUGCUCAAAAUGCAUCGUUUUUACCAACCAAUCACUCCAGCAAGUAAUAAGUUAUUAAAACAGAGAUGGGACGACACAUAUUUCGAAGAACAUAGGAGAAAGGUGAAUAUUUCAUAUUUUAAUACAUUAUUAGAAUUUCGAACUCAGAUUUAUUUGAUCUUUGGUUUGUUUUAGGUCGCGACAUCAAAAGCGGUAGUUGAUAAUAAACCCCCCAGAACAUACAUGCAUCUUCAUCUCAAGUUAAAGAAAUUACAGGUACUAGAAAAUGAAUCAACUCAAAUAUAAAACAAUUAUGUGCUGCAUAAUCCAAGCCGCUGCGCUUUAGUGCGCGCUGACAUCAUACUCACAUCCUUCCGUCUUGUCUGUGCCCUGUGGUCUUAUUUUUUAUCAAAAUAUCAAUAACUAUUCAUAAUGUUGGUUGAAGGUUCUAACUACUUGAAAAAUAUAGAACAAAUUCGACAUCUGCUCUGUAUUCUCAUCUAUGUAAUGUUUUUCAUGUAGUUUAUAAAUUAUAAAUCCUUCAAUAUUGUCCCCAAUCGGCAAUCUCUAGGACAUCAAAAAUUAUGUCAUUACCACUGUCUAUUCAAUUUAUUAUAUUUGGUAUCUUACUACUGUUGUUUCAAUACAGUAAUGUCAUUAACAAGAAUAUUCAUUUAUAUAUUUUUAAAGUCAAUUUGUUUGGAGAGUCAAGUAACAGCCAGCCGAGAAAUUAUAUAGCCUAUAGGAUAUGAAAAUAAAAAUUUAAAAAAUUUAAAACCCAAGAUGAAAACAUCUUGAAACAUAUGGACCGACUAAACUUGAUAUUUUAUAAAAACUCAACGAUAUUUUAUAAAAUGGUGUUAGUGUGAAAUGUGGACUAUAAAUACAACAUUUUAAUCAAAGAUUUGACAUUACUAUGCACCUUGUUCUGGCACCUUGGCAUUUCUGGCACCUUGGCAUUUUUAGCUUUUAUUGUUAUUUCAAGGCGCCAGGACCCUUCCUUAUGUAAUUAUCUAUUUUAGUUUUUUCAAACUUGUAAAGCUUAAGGGUUGAAAUAAAUUUGUUGUUGUAUAUUUCUUCGACACAGUUCUACAUUUGAAGCAACAUACUGUAGUUCACACGAGUCAUUAAGUGUAUGAAAUAUGAGUUGCAGGAUUGAGUUAAUCUCAUCAACAUUAUUGUAAUGUUGCAAGCCUGCAGGCUAUUUAAACCUUUUCUAGUGCUUUGCAUACUUGAUAAGGGAGCAGAAUUAUACAUUUAGCAUCACUAAAUGCAGCAACAAUAAAUAGUUUGUGAAAUCUUAGAAAAUUGACCAGUUUAUACUUGAGGUGAUCAUCUGUCAUCUUGUCAUCAAUCUUAUCAUAACAUAUCCCUCUAGUCUUUGUGUAAUCACAAAUAAGCUAGAAAGUGUAGAAUUCUGAGAAUAAUGCAAUAAAUAUAUAUUGGCUGAUAGUGUGUCUAAUACUGGCAUAUUUAUUUGUGAAUUACCAUACACACAAGUUGUUAGGAUCCAGACAACAGAUAUAGAGACGUACGUAUAGUAACAUCUUGAAAGAUGAUCUGUCUGAUUGCCACAUUAAAACAUGAGUCAUGCCACAUAUCACAUCAGCUAAAUAAAUUGGGUUUUUUUUGCCCAUGCAAGUUCAUCUGUAUAGAUAUAAUUGAAUUGUCUCUUAAGUACAUAGAUUGGGCUCAUUAGAGGAUCCCAUAUCUGAAGGAGUAAGAUUUCUUUGCUGCCUGAAAUACAAAAUGAAUGAAAUGACCUACAUUGUGAGCAGUCAUAGGGAACAGAGAGCUAGGGGUAUAGCCCCCCCCCCCACCCCUCCCCCCUACUAAACCAUUCUGCCACACAAGAGCAAUAAAUUAAAAAUAUUUUAUUUGCCCUGCCUACAGUAUUAACAUUAGCAAGCAAUGUACCCUAAUAUGCCAUUACUUUAUUAUUUACUUUGUCCAAUGCCAGAUAUUUUACUUGUCAAGGUAAGGGCACUGGGCUCAAUGGGUUGAUCAGACUAUCUGCCCAUGUGUCUAUUUCAGGGCUGCAAAUAAAUAUUUGACUUGACAGGACAUAGAGGUAGAGAUCAUAUGCCACUAUUCUCAAAAUUUGCCAGCCUGAGGGUAGCACCCUGAACCCCCCAGAAUUUUGCCCCCCCCCCUGCCCCCUCAACCAAGCCAGUGCCUAUGGUCUGAAACCCCCCCCCCCCAACUUCUCUUCAAGACUAUACAAAUUAAUAGCUGAUAAUACGUACUACUGUAACAGCUGUUGUAAACAUUCAAGAGUAUUUUUCAGCAUUCUAAUUUAAUAUAAUUAAACCUUGCAAUUUGUCACUUGAACUUACAAUAAAUAGUGAAAAUAGAAUGUAAUGGCAAGGAACAUGUUGUGAAUUCCUAUUCAGUUGAUGCUGACUUAAUUGCUACUAAAGUCUUUCCACUGUGACAAUUAUAAUAAAAAAGCUAAAAAUGCCGACAAUUACCAUAAAAAUUAUACAAUUUAGUGCAAUUUAAAAUAUAACAAUUACGUAAAUUUAAAACACAAGGGCGUUAUAACAAUAAUACAUACUUCACAUGAUUUGUUUGAGCCAUUAAUAUAAUUAUUGACAUAUACAUGUGUAGAAUGUAGCUGUAUGAUAUGUGGUUGUUAACAAUUCUCAAGAUCAUUGUUUGCAAUAUAUCGGCAUUCGGCAUCUUCAACGUGAAAAGACCAAAAGGAGAAUGGUAUGAUCCACAUACUUAACUUUCAUUUUCAUAUCUUAUGUUCACUCACAGAUGGCCAACCAUUCACGUAAUAAUAUUAAAUUAAAUACUGCAACAAUCCGAGUACACUUCCCUAUGGAACCUGAGACCAUGGAACCAGGAGGCAUUGGGGGAGGUGCCCCCACACUUUUUGUGGAAGGAGAAAAUGUGCCCUUUCUGUGGAAUAAAAGUGGCCAUUUUUCCAGCAAUUAAAGAGUAAUUAUAAUUUCCCCCUUAAGCUAACAAGUCUACAAAUGCCCUGUUGACGGAAGUGUCGUUAAGGUAGUGUGUGCUUAUAGGAAAAAGACAAAUUAUGUAAAAUAGUGUGAAUUGACACAUGCAUGCAACUAAAUAGGGUUUAUAGCUUGGUGCGAUUUCUUUGUCUUCGCAGCUGGGUGUACCUGUUAGCUCACCCAAUAUAGGCAAAUAUUCCAGCUUAUAGUUUAUGCCGAGGGGUAAAUUACUCUGAAAAUCUUCGUACACUUCAUCAAGAAUCCAAAAAAAUCUUUGGAAAAAUCCCAAAAUCUUACUAAAUCCCAGAAUCCCAAAAUCCCAAGAAAUCUCUACAAAUUGCAUAAAAUACUUGGAAAAAGCCCAAUAAAGUCCUCAAUAUUAUUGCAAUAUUGAGAAAUCGCAUCAAAUUUAUACAUUUAAAUCGUGAAUUGGCGUGAAAAUGCCCUUCGUUCGACGGAUUAUAUGUCGCAAAAAAUGUCGGAAAAAGUUCGGCGAAAAAAAAUAAGGGAAAAUAUUUCGAAAAAUCAGCUGAAAAAAAUCCCAAAAUCCCUAGAUUUGGGGAAAAAAUCCCAGAAUCCCGAGAAACAUUGCCGGGAUUUUCUAAUCCGAAAAAUAUUCGUACGCUUUUUUCAGAGUAAUUUACCCCUCGGUUUAUGCCUGCAGGGGAUGAUGGGAAGUAAGGUAUCAUAUUGCCGAUUAUGCUGAAAAAUUUCAAUAAAAACUACCGAAACAACCGAAAUAUUUCAAUAUUUACACGUAUAAGCUAUCACUCCGUGUUUACACGGCCAUCAUUUUUAUUUUUUCAGCAUCAUAAUCAGCAAUGUGAUACCUUACUUCCCAUCGUCCCCUGCACGCAUAAACUAAAAGCUGGAAUUGUCUAUUAAAAAUCGCAUUUAUGAUCGGCAUGAAACUAUAAAUUGUAUGCCCACGUCGUAAUAAUGGAACUCCACUGAGAACUGGGAACUGUUUGGAACAUGCAGAAAUUUAUAGCUGCGGAUUGAGACAGGAUUCAAGUACCUAAAAAUACAAUUAAAACUUAUACUUUUCAUGUAGGAUCCUAGCUAUGUUCCAUGUCAUUUCUGGUGUGAUUGUCGCUCUACCUACGGUGGUACAGAUCGUUAGAAUUUACUCAAACCACUUACGUUCUAUCACAUAAAUAAGUAGCUCCUAAAUCAGGAUAUUCUAGCUCGGACGAAACUUGUUAAUUGUUUGUUUUAAAUUCUUUAAUUCUUUUAAUUGGUUUUGAAAUAUUUGUUCUGAUUUAAUUUCCAGAUUGAAGAGGAACGUCUGGCGACGAUUGAAAGAGAUAACAGAAUUUUACUUGAAAAAAUGUCCCAGAUCAUGAGAACCAAAGGACGAGUGGACAACUGGAAUGAUUAUAGUACAAAAAGUUUGAACAGAACAAAGAGACAACAGGAGUUACUUCGAGUUACUCAUGAGAACCAGGUUUGUCAACAUUCUUAAUUGCAGCAAAGCUGCCAAGCAGGCUUUUAGCCAGGAUCCUAAAAGAGGGCGUCCAAUUUUGGCACAACGAUACAUCUACGUCCCUCUGGAAAACCUUUGAAGUUUACGUUACUUCAUGUCAGUGUCUGUUCCAAGCUCGUUCGAAAUUUUUCAAACACACGUGGCUUUGUGAGUUUGUGCCGCUAUGCUUCUUUACUUAACUAUGACAUUUUCAUUCAGCCAGGUACACCAUCAAAUUGAUCAAACUGUCCAAUGUAUAAUAAUAAUGAGAAUUGAAGCUAUUUCGUUUCAGAUAUAUUAAUAUACUUAGGGAAAUAAUUGAAAAUAAUUUCCCUUUUCCCCCAGAAUUUGGGCGUCCAAAGGCGUCCAUUUUCGUUCUAAGGGCGUCCCAGGACGCCUGGACGCCCUUCUGGCUAAAAGCCUGCUGCCAAGUCUCAUGGUUUACCCAUGAAUCUCCAGGUUUUGGGGCUGAAUUCAAACUUUCAUGGUUGGACUUACAAAUCUCACGGUGUUUCAAGAAAAUGAUUUUUAUUGAUUCAAUAUAACUUACUGCAUAUUUAUUAUUUUAUAUUUUUUCCCAAUUCUUCUCAGUUAAAACGAACGAAAAAGUGCGGGGAGCGUAGGCAGAGGGUAGCAAAGAAACAAAUAUGUUCCAAGAGUGUAUGCCUUGCAAUCUUUUACCUCUUGUCAUUUUCUAGUGUAGGAAAUAGCAUUCCAAAGACCAUAGAAACACAAAUUUAUGGAUGAGGCAUGCAAUUGCAUGUUGAUCUUGCUCCCCCGUUCUGUUUAUACUGGCCUCGGUCCUAAUACUGAACCUCAUCAGGGCUCGGUUGCUCGAAAGAUGGUUAGCUUAAUCCUGCUAGUCAACCAAAAAUUCAAACUAAGCAAGCUUCCCAGCAGCUUGUUCAUAACUUGGAAAUAUUUUUUCAGAAAUCUCGUGUGGAUCUAUAGGAGUUUUCUUUCCUGACGUUUUGUAAUAAACAAACGUGCAGAGAUACAUAAUUAAACUAAAACGGCGGGUUACUAAUUUCCAGGGUUAGCGCUAAUCCAGCUUUGAAGACCAGCUCUGGUAUCUCACACUCUGCAUGGUAUACAAAUCUAAUAUUCUGCAUGGUAUAUACAAAUCUCACAUUCUGCAUGGUAUCCAAAUCUCACAUUCUGCAUGGUAUACAAAUCUAAUAUUCUGCAUGGUAUAUACAAAUCUCACAUUCUGCAUGGUAUCCAAAUCUCACAUUCUGCAUGGUAUACAAAUCUAAUAUUCUGCAUGGUAUAUACAAAUCUCACAUUCUGCAUGGUAUCCAAAUCUCACAUUCUGCAUGGUAUACAAAUCUAAUAUUCUGCAUGGUAUAUACAAAUCUCACAUUCUGCAUGGUAUCCAAAUCUCACAUUCUGCAUGGUAUACAAAUCUAAUAUUCUGCAUGGUAUAUACAAAUCUCACAUUCUGCAUGGUAUCCAAAUCUCACAUUCUGCAUGGUAUACAAAUCUAAUAUUCUGCAUGGUAUAUACAAAUCUCACAUUCUGCAUGGUAUCCAAAUCUCACAUUCUGCAUGGUAUACAAAUCUAAUAUUCUGCAUGGUAUAUACAAAUCUCACAUUCUGCAUGGUAUCCAAAUCUCACAUUCUGCAUGGUAUACAAAUCUAAUAUUCUGCAUGGUAUAUACAAAUCUCACAUUCUGCAUGGUAUCCAAAUCUCACAUUCUGCAUGGUAUACAAAUCUAAUAUUCUGCAUGGUAUAUACAAAUCUCACAUUCUGCAUGGUAUCCAAAAUCUCACAUUCUGCAUGGUAUACAAAUCUAAUGUUCUGCAUGGUAUAUACAAAUCUCACAUUCUGCAUGGUAUACAAAUAUCAUAUUCUGCAUGGUAUACAAAUCUCACAUUCUGCAUGGUAUAUACAAAUCUCACAUUCUGCAUGGUAUACAAAUCUCACAUUCUGCAUGGUAUACAAAUCUAAUAUUCUGCAUGGUAUAUACAAAUCUCACAUUCUGCAUGGUAUACAAAUAUCAUAUUCUGCAUGGUAUACAAAUCUCACAUUCUGCAUGGUAUACAAAUAUCAUAUUCUGCAUGGUAUACAAAUCUCACAUUCUGCAUGGUAUACAAAUCUCACAUUCUGCAUGGUAUACAAAUCUCACAUUCUGCAUGGUAUACAAAUCUCACAUUCUGCAUGGUAUACAAAUCUCAUAUUCUGCAUGGUAUACAAAUCUCACAUUCUGCAUGGUAUACAAAUCUAAUAUUCUGCAUGGUAUCCAAUUCUCACAUUCUGCAUGGUAUACAAAUCUAAUAUUCUGCAUGGUAUACAAAUCUCACAUUAUGCAUGGUAUACAAAUCUCACAUUAUGCAUGUAUUGUGUCUAAAUCUCACAUUCUGCAUGGUAUACAAAUCUAAUAUUCUGCAUGGUAUCCAAUUCUCACAUUCUGCAUGGUAUACAAAUCUAAUAUUCUGCAUGGUAUAUACAAAUCUCACAUUCUGCAUGGUAUACAAAUCUCACAUUAUGCAUGAUUGUCUAAAUUGUAGCUAAAGUAUACUACCUCGCUCUACUGCAGAUGGUUUAUGUGUCCAUAUGUUUACAGUGAAAAUACAAAAAGUGUCCCACUUCCGCUUCUGUAGUUUGUUGCGAUUUACUGUAAUUUGUUCUGUUUUUCUGUAGCGAUUACCGAUUUAUCGGCAAAUACCGCGAUAAAACUUAGUUUUUUCUAUUUUUAAAUAUGAUAAUUUGUAGCAAAGGGAAAUAAUACAUUUUUCGUUAGUUUCAUUGCAUAAAAGGAACGAAAUUUAAAUUGUAUCGCAGUAUUUGCCGAUAAACCGGUAAUCGCAACAGAAAAACAGAACAAAUUACAGUAAAUCACAACAAACUACAGAAGCGGAAGUGGGACACUUUUUGUAUUUUCACUGUAAUAUCUUACAUUGUUUUCUAUUGCUCGUUAUACUCGUUGAUGCCAACUGCUUCACCUUCUUUGGAGGGACUGGAACCGAAAAUAGAAUUUAUAAAUUUUAAACUUUUUAUGAUUGGUCAACGUUUCUUUUACUUUUCUUUUUAGUCUAUUUUAAAGAGAGUCCUGGCUCAAAAACCAGUGUAUGAUCAUUCAAAAUGGGUAUGUGGCAAUUUAUUUAUUUUUUCUCUAGAAUUCUCAUUAUCCAGGGUGAAGUGAGCAGUACAGACUUCCUUGCCAUUUUAUUUCUUUAUUCAUUUAUUUGGCAUGGUUUUUCGGAUAAGACAUUUAGGUUUUUUGAAUAUCAUUAGAUCCUGUGCCCUUGAGUAAGCGUUAUUUUACCGUUCUUACCCUCAAUCAAUGGACAGGAUCCCCAGAGGAGAAACUAAUACCGUAAUGUCCAUAAUUAUUAUGUGGAAUAAUUCUGUUUAGUUGCUUUUGUGGUCAUGUUUACAUGAAGUAUGUCCCAUGUAUCAUGCAUUGCACGUGUUCGCGCUGCUAAAAAUGUAAACGAAUGGCACUAGAUGUGAUAUGCGAUGGUGUACAAAAAAUAAUUUGUAAAAAAGCAACAAACGAUUUUUUUUAUUUUUAGGAGGACGAUUGGUUGGAAAAAGAAGGUUACAUGGAGAGUAUUUCAAAAUAUCCCAAAGAAUGGUACAAGAAAAGUGGUGGUAAGAAGAAAACUCCCGCAGAGAAGACAAGAAGGAGCGAAGGAAGAAGCGAGGGAAGAAGCGAACAAGACGGCGGCGGGUCAAAGCGAGGCUCGAAGAAAGAUAGAAUGUCACCUAAGGAAGAAAAAGACGGAAGGUCGCCCAGCCCUAGGGAAGAAAAACAAGCAAAAUCGCCGAGACUUAGAGAGGAGCAAGAAAAUGGCGGCGGGUCAAAGCGAGGCUCGAAGAAAGAUAGAAUGUCACCUAAGGAAGAAAAAGACGGAAGGUCGCCCAGCCCUAGGGAAGAAAAACAAGCAAAAUCGCCGAGCCUUGGCGGCGGAUCAAAGCGAAGCUCAAAGGCAGACGGAAUGUCACCAAAGGGAGAUAAAGACGAAAGGUCGCCCAGCCCUAAGGAAGAAAAAGAAGCCAUCCCUGAAGUGAAAGAAGAAGUAAAGGAAGAAAUGAAAGAUGAAGUAGCAGAAGAAGUGAAGGAAGAAAUAAAAGAAAAAGUGGCGGAAGAAGUGAAAGAAGAAGUGAAAGAAGAAGUGGUUGUGGAGAAUGAAAUCACGAAUGAAGAACCAGAUGAAAAUCUAGGAAAACAAGAUGAGAAACUUGUUAAACCAGAUGGACAACCGGAUGAAAAACCUGAAACUGGAGACAAAGAAGAAACACCUGAAGAUGACAGUAAAGAUAAAAUUGAGAAUGACGUUAGUUAGGAAUAAUAUUUUUACAAACCUACUGGUGUGGUAGUAUGUCAAGAAUGAGUAUGGUAGUAUCCAUUAGGUUAACUUACGUCAAACUUUAUUUAGUACAGAACACACACACACAUUUGAAUAUUUACAUGGCAAUCAUUAACUGACCAACAAUAAAACGAGAUAGUUAAUAGAUGAACAACAAAAAGGUUGUGAUGAUCAUAUUCAGUGGCGGGAACAUAUGGUACGUACGUAUGACUACCUGUUGUAGUUUCAAAUCUUAAUUCUUUAAACGUCUUUCCAUUUCAUGCAGUAUUUACUUAAAGGCCGUUUUCCACUUCAAUCGUAACGUAUGGUAGCAUUCUCUUUUGUGUCGAAGUCAUCAAUUCCAUUCUAGUGCUCAGGAAACAAAGAAAUACGCUUCGGUACGAUACGGUUGAAGUGGUAAACGGUUUUAUAGCCUACCAAAUGUGGAAGAAAUUACUGUCUUGUCUGAAAUUAAAGUCCGUCUCUGAAUAACAUGAUCCUUAUACAGUAUCAUGAGACAUUACCGUCAAAGUUGCCAAAAAAACUAGCCAGUCGUUUAAGUUUGGGUCUGAUAAAAGUUUGUGUAUGAUUGCGUAUUUAACCACAUGGAAUGUAAGAAAAAUUUAUACUAUUUUUAAACAAAAAUAAAAUAAAAUUGUUGUAUGGAUGACGAUGUUGGGCACUCAAGUGAACUGAUGUUGAAGAGUUUUGUUGACGGAAAUUUCCAGUGGAAUUUUUAUACAUUUCUUAGACCUAACCAAGAACAGUUGUGAGAAAUGCAAAAGUUCGAUUCUUACCAGAGGAGCAAUAGUUGCAUUUUUCUCACAUGCUCCUGCUUGUCUAAUAAAUGUAUAAAAAAUCAAACUCGAAAUUGCCAUCUACAAAUCCCUUCAAUAAAAUUGUUG
This is a messenger RNA of Paramuricea clavata, 9673 nucleotides long. Lineage: Eukaryota; Metazoa; Cnidaria; Anthozoa; Malacalcyonacea; Plexauridae. The record is from the annotation of a GenBank genome assembly.